AUGUUUAUGGUCUUUAGCACAGCUUCAGUCAUUGCCUACAUCCUGGUGCUUGGGAGACGAAACCGUGAGCGGAAACAAUCGGGGGACGCAGAGGCUGGCACCGCCGCGGCUGCUGACACUCGCCUUGGUAACCGCUCGUCUUCCUCCGCUCCAACGUCGUCCAAGAAAGGGCCAGACGACCUCGCACGACCCAAGGCAUCAACACCCCGAGCCAUCAAUGAAAUAGCAGUGCCCAGCGCUGUGAACGAUACGGAAAUCGGAGACGACAACCAUGACUUCGCCAGCUCCUCGGGGAGCGGCACAGAUUGGGACUCGAAGGAGACUACAUGGUCCAAAGCGUCUUCCGUCUCAUCUCGUUCAACCAGCAACGUCAAUCGCACCAUGGUAACGGAGGAGCUCGAAACAUGCAAGCAACAAGCAGUCGACAAUCUAAUGACCGAGUUCAAGGCGCUUCUGAGCCACGGCCUGUAUGUCGGGCUAAGUAUCCGCGCAGGCGGGCGUGGCGUCUCGGUCAGCCCCCGCCGCGUUGCCAAGUUUGGCCUGUCGCCAUCAUCGUCUUCUCCAGGCGACACGGUGGAAUGGCCAGACGGAAUCCCUCGAGGCCAAUCGUACAUCGGAGCAGGCACCCAGACGACAGAUGGCCAGAGACGAUCCCGUGCUCUCCCACAGGCCAGCUUAGAAGAGGAACAGCGGAGAUUUGCGUGUCCAUUCUAUCAGCGCAACCCCAGGAGGCACACCAAUCAUAGGUCGUGCCGAGGGCCAGGGUGGGCCAACGUGUAUCGCAUCAAAGAGCACAUCUACCGGACCCAUACCUUGCCCAUCCACUGCAGCCGCUGCGGGAUGAUCAUGAAAUCCGACUCGCAGCUAUGGGAGCACCAGAGACAGGCUGAAGGCUGCCAAGUCCGUCUCGUGGACCUUCCAGAGGGCAUAAACACCGAACAAGAGAAACAGCUGCGGAAGAAGAAGCAGAGAGAGACCGAGGAAGACCGGUGGCUAGAGAUGUACCGCAUUCUCUUCCCAGACGAAGACGGCGAUCUUGUUCCUUCGCCUUACUACGACGACUGCGGCUCGGGCCGCGACGGGGAGCGCAUAGACGAGCUGCGGCAGUACGAGCGGUUCCAGCGACGGGAGCUGCUCCGCAUCGUGCGGCGGCUGCUGCAGCAGGAGAACGUGUUUGACCUGGAGGGGCCCUUCGAGAGCCAGCUCAGGGCCAGAUUCGAAAAAAUUGUGCGCCAGGCGCAGCGCGAAGUAUUCAGCCUGUACAGGUCGGGCGCCGGUCCUUGCACGGACAACAACGGCAGCAACAUCUCCGUCAAUGCUCCCACCCCGGAAAACCAGGAGCUGGUGCCCUCCGGUACGCCCUACGAAUGCGAUCCGUCAGGCCUGCCCUACCAACACGGCCCAGUAGGGUUGCCACCAUACAGCCCUGGACAAGAGGCUGGACCGAGCGUCGGCGGCGCCGGCUUCACGUUCGACAACAACACCUGGUUACUAUCUACCUAUGGCCACCCCCGCCACGAUGAUCCCUUUGUUCAGUCCGAUAACAGCCACUACACCUCUAAUCUCCACGGACAUGCGCCGGCCGACGGGUCGGCUCAUCACAUGACAGGGUACCAUCUUGAAGUGCCACCGACAUCGCCGUCGCGGCCACCGGUGCUCUACGGCAUGCCAUUCAAUCAUCCGGACAACGUCUGCAGGGGGCCCAACGCCCAGCAGGAUAAGGGGGCUCCGUCAGGCUAG
Messenger RNA from Lasiosphaeria miniovina, 1740 nucleotides. RefSeq lists its product as uncharacterized. The record is from RefSeq and is a predicted model, not a curated record. NCBI's taxonomy places the organism in Eukaryota, Fungi, Ascomycota, Sordariomycetes, Sordariales, Lasiosphaeriaceae. Bases 1 to 1740 code for a protein of 579 amino acids. The transcript is spliced from 4 exons.